AUGGAUGGCCUCCACGACCAAAUAGGCAGGCGACGGAAGCGUGUUUCCAGGGCGUGUGAUCGGUGCCGAAGCAAAAAAGAUCGCUGUGAUGGAACCCGACCGACAUGUCUUGCGUGCCAGGCAGCUGGUUCCGUUUGCUCCUAUGACCCAUCCGCCAAAAAACGAGGGCUUCCUGAGGGUUAUGUUCGUGGGCUGGAAAAGCUGUGGGCGUUGUCACUUUCCAACCUUGACGGUCUGGAAGAGAGGGUGUUGGAGUUGCUGGCAGCCAGUGAUGACCCCGGUUCUGCUAAAAGGAGAAAACUUAUUCCCCUUUGGCUAAACGAGUCCGUGUCCGAAAAACUUCACGACUCUUGGAAAACCUGCGAGCUAUACCGAGAGCUUGAGAAAUUACUAGCUGCUGGUGAUAUGGAAAGCGUGUUCCCAAGGGACGACAAUGAAAAUCAAGCCCGAUCGAACGGUCCCACCGAGUCUUUCUCCGUCUCCCACGAUCCCUUUGAAUACCGCAUCACUCGAGGCUGCUCCCGUCAGUCAGAAGCAGGGCUAUCGGCCUCUACGAGAUCGAAGAAGAUUAAAUUAACACCUCCCCCCGGUCCCCCCCGCAGUUCCGGUCACCUACAACUCCCCGUCCAAACACCACCCCUACUCGAUCUCUACUUCUCGCAUACGCACAGCUGGUUCCCGAUUAUCGCAAAGCAUACGGUCUUAAGAACUUCUUGCCUAUACUCUACCGACCCCCCCGCUCUCACCAGGAAGUCUCCGGGCUCGGGUGACCAUGCUGCUCUUUGGGCCAUUCUGAGCUACACCACGGCACAAUUGAAACCUCUCCCAAACGCACCGCCGCUGGGUUUCACUGACCCGCUUUCAUCUGCUAAGAAAUACUACGCCAUUGCUAGGAGCCUUAUCCCAAACGAAAAGGAAGGUUUUGAAACCGGGCACAUUCAGGCGCUACUUCUUUUGACACUCGUGAAUAUUGGGUUGGGAGACUGGGCCGCUGCGUGGCUUCUGAGCAGCCAGGCUACAACCUUAGUGCUUCACCUAGGGAUUGGAAUACAAGACAGCAACAGGCAGACGUGUCAAGAUGGCAAGCAAGGCAAUGCGGUUUUCCUAGGUUGUUUUCUUGUCGAUACCAUGUUAGCCGCACGCCUUGGACGAUGUCCACAAAUGCGCCCAGAAGACCUUACCCCAGUCGGCUUACUCGAAGAAGAUGGGUUGGAGGAAUGGAAUCCUUGGAUGGAACUCUUGCCUACCACCGGUGCAGUCCACGGCCAACACUUACCUGGACGUGGCCCACUUCUUACGCGCAGCUGUUUCAACAGGCUGAUCGAACUUGCAACCUUCUUGAACCGGGCAGUACGACACGAAUCCGCCUAUGUGGACGCCCAGUGGAUUCAUCGGACUCUCCUUAAGGAUAUACAAGCUUGGGAGCACAAGCUGCCUGUCUCAUGCCACCUGACCACGCUUUGCAAUAAUGCAAGCUCAGAGGGUGUUUUAGCUCUCCUUCCACACCAGAUCUAUCUUUCCCUGACUCAUAUCGCCGCCCUCAGUUUCUUCACUACCCGAUUUUCAACGCAAGGCCAAGGCCCUCUUUUGCCGACGACACGGUUAUUACAGUUGACGCCGAGCCUACUAGCUGCGCAUGGAGCAACCUUUAGCCAGUUCACCUUCCCUCCCCUUUUCGAGUGCUCUCUACACAUCAUUGCUGACCGCAUUCGGCAUGGCGGGGCCGCAGGGGAACUGAAUGCGUCUCAAAUCCUUUCCUGGUCCGAUUCGACCGCACAUGAGAUACUAAACGUCAGAGGGAUUUGGCCAGUGACCGCAGCUCUUGCCCAGGAAAUUGGGAGCAAGGGUUCGAGCAGCCAAGCUCCCCCUUCUUUACACGGUGACUACUCUCAGAAGGCUCUAAGUACCAGGAUGGAUGACGGCGGACCACCUGAAAAUUACCAGCGAGCGGUGGACAACAACAUGGAGCGGAUACCGCGCAUUGUAUUGUCACCGCAAUACUGCGCGCCUCGACAUGCAUGCCGUGUCGGCUUGCCUGUGUUUACCCUAGGCCCCGAAAUGGAGCGAAGUAGCGACAUUGGCACAAACGCUACUGAUCCCACCCCCCUCCCGCGGCAAAUCGGCAUGCAUCGAGCGCAUGCACAUUCCGUCAACGUGCUCAGCCCUUAUACCUCCCAGCUUCCGACGGCCGACAAUGCAGAUCCUCCAACUGUCUCUGAUCAAUUCUCAUCACAUUUGCAGCCAGCAACCCCUGCCUCGACGCCGCCCAGCACGGCUCCGAAGCCGUCUCGGACCCAUGCGGCGGUAGCAGGAGCAGCAUCAGCAGUGGCGGCGAAACAGCACUGCCCCGGCAACGACCUCGACUCGAUCUUCGACAAUUUCGCGCACCUGGACACGAAUGAAUGGGCGACGAGUCGGGAGCAGAGCCUGAAGGAUUUUGGAUUUGCGGACGAGCUGGCGUUCCAGGCAUUCUGCCGUGAUCCGGACCGCGUUGCUGGGACACAAAAUAAUAAUAAUAAUGCUGUGUUUCGCCCGUCUGGCACCGCAGACGUGUGGCCGCCGUCAGGUUUCUAUCCGGACACGACGCGGGAGGACGGGCGUGAUUGGCAGACUCGGAGCUCACGGACCUAA
Molecule: messenger RNA, 2631 nt
Organism: Ophidiomyces ophidiicola
Lineage: Eukaryota; Fungi; Ascomycota; Eurotiomycetes; Onygenales; Onygenaceae
Exons: 1
Coding region: 1-2631 (876 amino acids)
Biological process (GO): positive regulation of transcription by RNA polymerase II; DNA-templated transcription
Molecular function (GO): DNA binding; zinc ion binding; DNA-binding transcription factor activity, RNA polymerase II-specific
Source: RefSeq, a predicted model, not a curated record